AUGGAGGACAUGUCUCGACCCCAAUGUGGCGGCGCGAAAGGGAACGAUGCGGAGUAUGAUCUCCCAUUGCACGUCGCCGCACUGUUCCUCGUCCUGGCGUUUAGUACUAUGGGCGCCGGUUUCCCAGUCGUGGCCAAAAAGAUUCCGCGUCUACAGAUCCCGCCGAAUGCUUUCUUUUUCUGUAAGCAUUUCGGCACAGGUGUCUUGAUCGCAACGGCUUUUGUACAUCUCCUCCCAACUGCAUUCACUUCCUUGAAUGAUCCAUGCCUACCGCCUCUCUUUACCGAGCAAUACCCCGCGAUGCCGGGCGUAAUCAUGCUCGGGUCGCUCUUUGCGCUUUUCGCUUUAGAGAUGUAUUUAAACGCGAAAACCGGGGGCCACAGCCAUGGCGGAGCCACAGGGGAGAGUAUCAACCGUCCGCACCAGCACCAUCACAAUGCGCAGACCAGGAACAAUGAAAUUUCGUGGCCAAAAGAGAACAAGGUUAUGAGCGAUGCAUCAUCCGAUGACUGGUACGAGGAGAAAGCGGCCUAUAAGGUCUACUCCGGUGCAAACCGCUUUGAAGACUCGUACUUGUCCGAACCGUCUUCGAUGCCAACGUGGUUUAUGGUCUUCUAUGAACAAUACGUGCGAGAGCGCGAGUGGACACAAGCGAUGCUCCGGACAGCAGCGCGCCGCGAUGAUGACAUGCAAACCAUAGAGCUCAAACAGACCGCCCCUGUGCAAUCUGAUAUCCCUCGGGACCUAGAAGUAGGGGAAGUCGACCCGGCGGUGCUGAGGAAAAUGUCUCUCAACAUCACGAUUCUCGAAGGCGGUAUCCUGUUCCACUCCGUGUUUGUCGGGAUGACUGUAUCCAUUGAAACGGAAGGAUUUAUGGUGUUGCUCGUCGCCAUCUUGUUCCAUCAGGCGUUUGAGGGGCUGGGUCUGGGGUCUCGCAUUGCGGCAGUACCUUAUCCAAAGGGAUCAAUGCGUCCAUGGCUUUUGGUUCUGGCAUUCGGCACGACGGCUCCGAUUGGCCAGGCGAUUGGGUUGAUUGCUCGCAACACUUAUGAUGCCGAGAGCGCGUUCGGUUUGAUUAUGGUUGGAACAUUCAAUGCGAUCUCUUCUGGUCUCCUUAUCUACGCCGCCCUCGUGGACCUUCUAGCGGAAGAUUUCCUAUCUGAGGAGGCCCAGCAUCUGACCAAGAAACAGAAGAUCUCCGGUUUCAUCUAUGUCUUGAUGGGAGGUAAGCUUAAUGAGACAUUGCCGUUACAUUUAAGCGGAGGAGUACUGACACCUCUUUCAACAAAGCGGCCGGAAUGUCCAUCGUCGGCGCAUUUGCCUAAGCAGGUCCUUACGCAAAACGAACGACGAGCCAGCACACCACACAUGGGCUUCGUCUCCGGUGGGGUAGAGCCAAAUGUUUCUCGUCCACCGCAAGACCCUGCAGGAACAGGCAAGUACUAG
Coccidioides posadasii C735 delta SOWgp is the source of this 1446-nucleotide messenger RNA. RefSeq lists its product as uncharacterized. Lineage: Eukaryota; Fungi; Ascomycota; Eurotiomycetes; Onygenales; Onygenaceae. The record is from RefSeq and is a predicted model, not a curated record. Gene Ontology annotation, cellular component: plasma membrane. Gene Ontology annotation, biological process: zinc ion transmembrane transport. Gene Ontology annotation, molecular function: zinc ion transmembrane transporter activity.